Pochonia chlamydosporia 170 is the source of this 393-nucleotide messenger RNA. Its product is annotated as glyoxalase-like domain-containing protein. The record is from RefSeq and is a predicted model, not a curated record. The transcript has 2 exons. Bases 1 to 393 code for a protein of 130 amino acids. NCBI's taxonomy places the organism in Eukaryota, Fungi, Ascomycota, Sordariomycetes, Hypocreales, Clavicipitaceae.
AUGCCGUUAGAUCACAUUGGCAUUCACGUCGACGCCAAGCGUCACCCCAUGGUUAAGGAGUGGUACGAGAAAGCUUUAAAACCAGUUGGCUACCAAAAGUUCAGAACAGAAGGCGAAAAUGAGGAGAUAGCCGGUUUUAGUUACAACGCCAAAAAUUGCGAGUGGUGGGUGUUGUCCGCGCCCGAGCCGCCAAACCUGCCCAUGCAUUUUGCAUUUCGUGUUGACAAUAGAGCCCAAGUCGACGAAUUUCACAGAAUUGGCGUUGCUGCCGGUGGGCGAUGCAAUGGACCUCCUGGGUUGAGGCCACACUAUGGUGCGAAUUACUAUGCUGCAUUCGUGUUUGACCCAGUUGGAAAUAAUGUUGAAGUGCUUUGCCUGGAGGCUCGUGAAUAG